GUACACUGCGGGACAUUGGCGCGGUUUAAUCCAAACCCCGGAGUUGCUGGUUCGUGUGGUGGUUGCUAUUUUCACCUAGAGCAAUGUCCAAACAUCAAACAUACAGACACGAAAAUGAUCACAAGACUGAGGAAAACGGGAACAAAGGCCCUUCAAGAUGGUCCAAUUGUCGGAAACGUGGAGCAGAUGGGAGUUUGAGAUCACAUGGUGAUGAAGAGGCUGGCAAAGACCAAAGAUCACAGCGUUCACACAGACCAGACCUUUUUACAACCCCAGAGAGUGACGGACCUGUGUCCAGAGUAAAGAACUGGGGCGAUGAGGUGGAGGCGGAGGAAAUGCGUACAAAUGUCCGUUGCGACAUGCAUCGCUAUAGAAGAAGGAUUCUCGCUGCAGAUGUUCCUCAAAGAGAGAGAAAAACAUCAUCUGGAAGUUCGGACUCCAGAGACUCCCGAGAUUCCAAAGACUCUCCUGCUAAAGGUGACAUGGAGACAGAUGAGAACACACUCAUGAGAAGACAAAAACAGAUCAACUAUGGGAAAAACACUCUCGCUUAUGACAGAUACAUAAAAGAAGUGCCUAAGCAUCUGAGAAAGCCAGGUAUUCAUCCAAAGACUCCAAACAAGUUCAAGAAAUACAGCCGGCGCUCGUGGGACCAACAGAUUAAACUAUGGCGGGUCAGUCUUCACAAGUGGGACCCCCCUGCGGAAGAGGGAAGUGACCUGCAGCAGAUCGAGGAGAUUGACCUUGGAGAAAUCAUGGAUUUUGAGUUGGAUGUGGAGUGUUCAGCCACUACAGAGACUGAAUCACAGAAUGCAGUGUCCAAUGGAGCAUCGUUGUCUUUGCCAGAGGACUCCUUCACAGGAACUCCUAAAAAGAUGAUAAAAUUGGAGGAUGCUGAAAUGUCGUGAGCACCAUCGAAAUUCUGAUGUUCUUUGAGAGAACUCCUGAGCAAACUAACUGUUUUAAUUCACUUUUCAUUUUGAUUAUCAUUGUUCAAUUUUUCCAGCAGUUUAUGGUGUUUUGUGACCCCGCCCCCCAAAUGAAAAUUCUGUCAUGUGCUCACCCUCAUGCCAUCCCAGAUGUGUAUGACUUUCUUUCUUCUGCAGAACACAAACAAAGGUUUUUAGAAGAAUAUUUCAGCUCUGUAGGUCCAUAUAAUGCAAAUGAACUUUGAAGCUCCUAAAAGGACAUAAAAGUAAUCCGCAUGACUCCAGUGGUUUAAUCCAUGUCUUUUGAAGUGAUCCAAUUGGUUUUGUGUGAGAACAGAUCAAAUUAUAACUAAUCUUUUACUGUACAUCUUUCCAUUGCAGUCUCUAGAAACGAUCAUGAUUUCAAGCUCGAUUACACUUCCUAGUGCUUGAAUCAUGAUCUCCAGGGAGACUGCUGAUGUCAAGAUUUAUAGUAAAGGAGUUACAUGUUGGUCUGUUCUCAUUUAAAAUCGAUUGGAUCACUUAAGAGACUGAUUAAACCACUUGAGUCAUGUAGAUUACUUUUAUGCUGCCUUUAUGUGGUUUUUGGAGCUUAAAAGUUUUGGUCACCAUUCACUGACAUUGUAUGGACCUGCAGAACUGAGAUAUUCUUCUAAAAAUCUUCGUUUGUAUUCAGUAGAAAAAAAGAAAGUCAUACACAUCUGGGAUGGCAUGAGGGUGAGUUAAUUAUUAAUUUUUGGGUGAACUAUCCUUUUUAUAGAGGUUUAGUCAUCACUGAAUUCAAUAUGUUCUUUACACCUACUCCUUUUUAGCCUUUUGCAAAAGAAAAUGUAUAUGUGUAUAUUUUGAAAUUGAUUAAUUUUGUAUGGUAGUAAACCAUUUGUUGCUCAGUGGACAUUCUCUUGUAUUUAUCAAUUAAAGUGAAAUCAGAGCGGGUUCGCUUCAAAUUUCAAGUGUUAUUAGUUUGUGGUUUUAGGUGUUGUUGUUUUUUUAGAUUGCGUUUUGAUUGUUAUUCAUUUAUUUUAUUAAGAACCUUUUGAAAAUAAACAUUAAACUGGAAGGACCAAAUAAUUGUCAUUUCAGUGCUUCACAUUGUAUACAUGGAUUAUAUUUUACAUUCAUUAUCGAUCCUGUAUAAUGUAUUUUUCUUUAUGUAAUGUUGGCAUCUUGUUUAUAGUGUAAGGAAUAAGAUGUAUAGCAAAAAACAAAAAAAACAAUGCUGGGCUAUUUCAAGAAUUUUGAGGCAAACUGAAUAAAAAUUCUGACCUUUUGUGUUAACAUGA
Myxocyprinus asiaticus (Chinese sucker) is the source of this 2212-nucleotide messenger RNA. Its product is annotated as histone RNA hairpin-binding protein-like. Bases 84 to 908 code for a protein of 274 amino acids. Gene Ontology annotation, biological process: mRNA 3'-end processing by stem-loop binding and cleavage; mRNA transport. Gene Ontology annotation, molecular function: mRNA binding; histone pre-mRNA stem-loop binding. The transcript has 8 exons. The record is from RefSeq and is a predicted model, not a curated record. Lineage: Eukaryota; Metazoa; Chordata; Actinopteri; Cypriniformes; Catostomidae. Gene Ontology annotation, cellular component: cytoplasm; histone pre-mRNA 3'end processing complex.